This is a messenger RNA of Macroventuria anomochaeta, 1342 nucleotides long. Its product is annotated as Ser/Thr protein phosphatase-like protein catalytic subunit. Bases 143 to 1096 code for a protein of 317 amino acids. Gene Ontology annotation, biological process: peptidyl-serine dephosphorylation. The record is from RefSeq and is a predicted model, not a curated record. Lineage: Eukaryota; Fungi; Ascomycota; Dothideomycetes; Pleosporales; Didymellaceae. Gene Ontology annotation, molecular function: protein serine/threonine phosphatase activity. The transcript is spliced from 3 exons. Gene Ontology annotation, cellular component: FAR/SIP/STRIPAK complex.
GCCAUCUCCUGUAACUCACGUCCCGAUGCGCCUCCGAGGAUGAUUGUACGGUAUCGACACCUGCUAGCGACCACCUUAGCCUCGAUACCCUGAGCUUGUCGUCUAUGCCGCUCCUCUCUACACCAAAUUUAUAGAUACUACCAUGCCUGGUCUUCCGUCUACCGUAGACCUCGACGAGUGCAUCUCGCGGCUGUCGAAGAAAGAGCUGUUGGCCGAGUCUGUAAUCGAGGCAAUAUGCGCCAAAACGAAGGAGCUCCUUAUGAAGGAGAGCAACGUUGUGCACAUUAGGGCGCCGGUGACGGUCGUCGGUGACAUCCAUGGCCAGUUCUUCGACAUGAUGGAGAUCUUCAAGAUCGGAGGACCAUGCCCUGACACAAACUAUCUUUUUCUAGGGGAUUACGUUGACCGCGGUCUUUUUUCAGUCGAGACAAUAUCGCUUCUGGUCUGCCUCAAGCUGCGCUACCCACAUCGAGUCCACCUUAUCCGCGGCAACCACGAGUCUCGCGGCGUCACACAAUCGUACGGCUUCUACACCGAGUGUUCGCGAAAGUAUGGCAAUGCGAAUGUCUGGCACUACUUCACCGACAUGUUCGACUUCCUGACGCUAUCGGUCGUCAUCAAUGAUCAGAUCUUCUGCGUACAUGGCGGUCUGUCACCUUCUAUACAUUCUAUCGAUCAGAUAAAGAUCAUCGAUCGCUUUCGAGAAAUUCCACACGAAGGGCCGAUGGCAGAUUUGGUAUGGAGCGAUCCUGAUCCUGAACGAGACGAGUUCUCGCUUAGUCCUCGAGGAGCUGGAUACACCUUUGGCGCGCAAGUUGUGAAGAAGUUUCUAGAGGUCAAUGCUAUGUCGCAUAUUCUACGAGCGCACCAGCUCUGCCAGGAGGGCUUCCAGGUUCUCUACGAUGACAGACUGAGCACUGUAUGGAGUGCUCCCAACUACUGCUACCGUUGCGGAAACAUGGCUAGCGUGCUGGAGGUUAGCGAUACCGGCGAGCGCUUCUUCAACGUCUUCGAUGCUAGCCCGGACAAUGAUCUGCACAGAGCUGAGCAGCAACAACAGCAGGGCAAGGAGGUGACAACGGAGUACUUCUUAUGAUACCCAUUGUACGUACUUACGCGUUAUGGUAUCGAAAUGGGACUUGCAUGCGGCGUUCGGCGUUGCAUACUUUCAAACGAGCAAGGCGUCUUGGGCCAACACAGUGGCACGAAGAAGCAGAUAUUGCAUAGACAAAUGCACACACAAGGAACGAGCAAGUACGUGUAUGUGAGUUUUUUGUGAUCUAUUCUCUCUUCUCUUAUGCAUUGCGCUCUACCGUUAGCAUCCCAAGUACUUUGUUUCGAC